Molecule: messenger RNA, 1960 nt
Organism: Gopherus flavomarginatus (Mexican gopher tortoise)
Lineage: Eukaryota; Metazoa; Chordata; Testudines; Testudinidae
Gene: C1QTNF7
Product: C1q and TNF related 7
Exons: 3
Coding region: 319-1188 (289 amino acids)
Molecular function (GO): protein binding
Source: RefSeq, a predicted model, not a curated record
UUUAUUCUAGUUGCCAAGGUCAAGGAUUCUUUUUUGGAUUCAGCCGUCAGGGAACUCUUUCCUCAGUAACAACCGACAGACUGUCUGCUUUGCAUUCUGUUGUCAGUGUGCAUCACUGAUAAAAAAAAACAACCUAAAGAAAAAAAAAGUGUGAGAAUAUUUUUAAAGGGGAAUCAGGAAAUUAUUUAUCAGUGUGAAGCACCAGAGAGUUCUGUACAGUCUUCAAUGCCAAAGUUAGGGGGUUUACAGCACAACAUCUGCAUUCACUAUAAUUCAGAGACUCCAGCUGCUGGAAGCUCUUGCAAGGCAUAGCCAAGGAUGUUUGCAUUGCUUUACGUUACAAGUUUUGCCAUCUAUACAAGUGGACAAUCUCUUCACAGCCAGCUCAAAGGAGAAAAUUACUACGCGAGAUAUAUUUGUAGCAUUCCUGGCUUGCCGGGCCCUGCAGGUCCCCCCGGAGCUAAUGGAUCACCAGGCCCUCAUGGGCGUAUUGGUCUUCCAGGAAGAGAUGGUAGAGAUGGCAGGAAAGGAGAAAGGGGUGAAAAAGGGAAUGCAGGUUUAAGAGGCAAGACUGGACCUUUAGGAACAACUGGAGAUAAAGGAGACCCAGGACAGUCUGGUAAAAAAGGACCUACAGGAUUGGUUGGUGCCAAAGGUGAAGUGGGUCCAGCUGGACCACCUGGACUUAAGGGAGAUAAAGGAGACCGCGGAGAACAAGGUGUACCAGGGAUCUGUAAGUGUGGAAGGAUAGUGCUGAAAUCCGCCUUUUCUGUUGGCAUCACUACGAGCUACCCAGAAGAAAGAUUACCAAUCGUAUUCAAUAAAGUCCUUUUCAAUGAGGGUGAGCAUUACAAUCCUUCCACAGGGAAGUUUAUAUGUGCCAUUCCGGGGAUCUAUUACUUCUCUUAUGAUAUCACCUUAGCAAAUAAGCAUCUUGCAAUUGGGCUGGUUCAUAAUGGGAAAUACCGAAUAAAGACAUUUGACGCUAACACAGGAAACCAUGAUGUAGCUUCUGGAUCCACGGUGAUCUAUCUUCAGGCAGAAGAUGAAGUUUGGCUUGAGAUCUUCUACACUGACCAAAAUGGUCUCUUUGCAGAUCCUACCUGGUCAGACAGCUUGUUUUCUGGAUUUCUCUUAUAUGUUGAUACAGAUUAUCUUGAUGCCUUAUCUGAUGACGACGAACUGUGAUAUGGGAGAUGUCAAAACAUCUCCAAACAAACUAGACAGUCUGACACAGGAUUUGAUUUGGAGUGUAUAGGAGACAAAACAAUAAUGAUAUGAGCUGGAAUUUUAUUUUUAUAUUGAUGGGACCACAAAUCAAAUGUGGAAGAAGGUUUCUAGCCUCUAUGCAGGACAUUUUACCAAAGAGCAGGGAUAACAAAAUUAAAAAUAUGCUAAUGAAUGACUGUCACUCCAGACCCGGAUCCUCUUAAAGAUUAUGUUUAUAAUAAUAUUUAAACAAAUUUAAGAUAAUGUACAUCAAAUUUUAUAUAGUUGUGAAGUGACUGAUAGAGUGGUAUUGACUUAUUAAACCUCUGAAUACUUUGUAUUUGUUAUUAAAAGAAAAUUGAAUGCCUGAUAUCACUAACAGCCUUGGUCAUUCUAGGGAGGUAAAUAUUUGAGAGAGAGAUGUGAUAAGAAAUUUAGAAAGUAGAAUGAAAUAGUACAGUAAUGGCCAUUUGAGAGUGAUGGACCCUGAAAAGACCAUUACUUUACUUCAGUCAGACACCAACACUAACAAAAGACGUAUAGAGCCAGAUGACUUCUGAACAGAGCCAUGCAGAUUUACACUAGCUGAGUAUCUGGCUCAAUUACAUUAAAAGGAGACCAGAACCAAGGGUCUGUAUCCAAUAAAUGGAUUAAAAACUGACUAACUUAGUGAACUCAAAAAGUAAUUGUAAAUGGGUAAUCAUUAUCCAAUGUGGGUGUUUCUAGGGAAGUCCCACAGGGAUCUGUUCUU